AUGGAGGAGACGCCGCCGGCGCACGCGUCUCCUCCGUUCGCCCCGGCGCCCUUCACUCCGCCGCCGCGCGUCUUCUCACCCGGCCUCGCCGCCGCGCGGGGCACGCCCAGCCCCGGCUCGGGGCCCAGCCCCGCGACGGCGCACCUCAGCACGCCACCCGGCCCGCCCGUCUUCUCCUCGCCGCUGCGCCCCGCGGCCGUGCCGUUCCGCGCCACCCCGGCCUCGCCCCACCCCGUGCCCUUCGCCGCCUCGGGGGGCUACUCAUCGUCGUCGUCCGCCACUGCCGCCACCACCGCCUCCCUCCCCACCUCGUCGGCGCCGCACUUCCUCAACGGCGCUGCCACGCCUCACGGGGACCACGCCCCCGCGCCGUCACCGCUCCAGGGGGACGGCCUCGACAACCCCUAUGUACAGUUCUCCGCAAACAAGGUGUUGAAGCAGAAGAAGCUGCUCAAUGCCCCUAGCUUGGGGUUUGGAGCUCUGGUUUCUCCAGGGAAGGAGGUGUCCACUGGCCCAGAGGUUGUGGAGCGUGAUCCACGCCGUUGCCUGAACUGCGGGGCAUAUGUGAACUUGUACUGUGAUGUCCAGAUCGGCUCCGGGCAGUGGCAGUGUGUCAUUUGUAAGAAGCUCAAUGGCAGCGACGGGGAAUUUGUGGUCUCCAGCAAGCAGGACCUGCUCCAUUGGCCAGAGCUCGCAUCCACGACUGUGGAUUAUGUGCAGGUGGGGAACAAGCGGCCAGGCUUUGUCCCGGUGUCCGACACAAGGGUGUCCGGCCCCAUUUUUAUCCUCAUAGAUGAAUGCCUAGAUGAGGCGCACCUGCAGCAUCUCCAGGGCUCCUUGCAUGCCUUUGUGGAUUCGCUCCCUCUUACCGCAAAGAUAGGAAUAAUCACCUACGGGAGAACUGUCUCAGUGUAUGAUUUCUCAGAGGGGGCAGCAGUGUCAGCGGAUGUGCUACCUGGAAACAAGUCGCCUACCCAUGAGUCUUUGAAGGCUCUAAUCUAUGGGACGGGUGUUUACCUGUCUCCUAUACAUGCUUCGCUACCUGUUGCACACACAAUAUUCUCAUCUCUGAGACCCUAUCAGCUGAGUGUGCCAGAAGUGUCAAGGGAUCGGUGCGUUGGAGCAGCAGUAGAGGUUGCCCUUGGUAUUAUUCAAGGGCCAUCAGUGGAGUUGUCUCGUGGAAUCAUCAAGAGAUCAGGUGGCAACUGCAGGAUCUUGGUAUGUGCUGGUGGCCCUAGCACCUUUGGACCUGGAUCAGUGCCUCAUUCGGUUAAACAUCCGAACUAUGCUUAUCUGGAGAAGACAGCUAUGAAGUGGAUGGAGAGUCUUGGUCAUGAAGCACAGAGACACAGUACUGUCGUUGAUAUCUUUUGUGCUGGACAAUGUCCUGUGAGGGUCCCUGUUCUGCAACCAUUGGCAAAGUGUUCUGGAGGUGUGCUCUUAGUUCAUGAUGACUUUGGAGAGGCCUUUGGGGUCAAUUUGCAAAGGGCAUCAACUAGAGCAGCUGGUUCCCAUGGCUUAUUCGAGAUCAGGUGUUCAGAUAACAUGCUUGUUACUCAAGUUAUUGGCCCUGGUGAAGAGGCGUCUCCUGAUUCUCAUGAAACAUUCAAGCAUGAUAGUUCAUUUUGUAUCCAGAUGCAUAGUGUUGAGGAGACGCAGAGUUUUUCUGUGUCUAUGGAGACAAAGGGUGAUAUCAAAAGUGAUUUUGUUUUCUUUCAGUUUGCAGUCCAUUAUUCCAAUAUAUAUCAAACAGAAAUCACUCGGGUGAUCACUAUGAGGCUGCAGACAGUUGAUGGUUUGUCUGCAUAUCUGGCAAGUGUGCAGGAGGAUGUUGUGUCGGUUAUCAUUGGUAAAAGAACCGUAUUGCGUGCCAGGACUGCCUCUGAUGCUAUUGAUAUGAGGCUCUCAAUUGAUGAAAGAGUAAAGGACAUAGCUCUCAAAUUUGGUACUCAGGCCCCAAAAUCAAAGCUUUACCGCUUCCCAAAAGAACUAGCAUCACUCCCAGAGUGUUUGUUUCAUCUGAAAAGGGGACCACUUUUAGGUAGCAUAGUUGGGCAUGAAGAUGAAAGAUCUGUACUUAGGAAUUUGUUCCUGAAUGCGUCGUUUGACCUUUCGCUCCGUAUGCUGGCACCUCGGUGCAUAAUGCAUCGUGAAGGUGGUACAUUUGAGGAGUUGCCAGCAUAUGAUCUUGUCAUGCAAUCUAAUGCUGCAGUGGUACUGGACCAUGGAACAGAUAUUUUCAUUUGGUUGGGUGCUGAGCUAGCAGCCCAAGAAGGACAAAGUGCAGCAGCUUUAGCAGCAUGCCGUACUCUGGCAGAAGAGCUCAGCGAGCAACGUUUUCCAGCUCCCAAGAUACUAUCAUUCAAACAAGGAAGCUCUCAGGCUAGAUAUUUUGUCUCACGCCUGAUCCCAGCUCACAAGGACCCUACAUAUGAGCAGCCACGCCACAGCCGUUGCCCACCACCACCCAGAGCACGCGGCGGCUUGUCGCCGUGCGCGCCGGCACCACCACCACACGAGGCGCUGGAGGAAGCCAUCAAGCGCACGCGCACGCCCAUGGCCAUGGCGCCUCACGCCUCGGCGGCCACCGCAGCCGCUACCCCUGCCCUGCGCUUUCCCCACACUUUGUCCGCCACGGGCCUCUCCUCGUCGCCUCUCGCUGGGGGCUGCGGCGGCUGCCGGGCUCGGUUCCGCCCCAGCCGGCGCGGCCCGGGUAUGCAGGGGCGGCGAGAAGGUGGCUCUCACGUGGUGCGCGUGGGGGGCCUGCUGGGCAGCGUAUUCGGCGGGGUUGGCCGCGACGACGGGGAGGCCACGCGGAAGAAGUACGCCGACACCGUGGCGCGCAUCAACUCCAUGGAGCCCGAGGUCUCCGCGCUCUCGGACGCCGACUUGCGCGCACGCACCGCCGCGCUCCAGGACCGUGCUCGCUCCGGCGAAUCCCUGGAUUCCCUUCUCCCCGAAGCAUUUGCUGUUGUGAGGGAGGCUUCCAAGAGAGUUCUAGGCCUCCAUCCCUUUGAUGUGCAGUUGAUUGGUGGCAUGGUUCUGCACAAGGGGGAGAUUGCAGAAAUGAAGACUGGAGAGGGGAAGACUCUUGUGGCCAUUCUGCCAGCAUACUUAAAUGCUUUGAGUGGGAAAGGAGUGCAUGUUGUCACUGUAAAUGAUUAUCUUGCAAGACGUGAUUGUGAGUGGGUUGGUCAAGUUCCCCGAUUUCUAGGACUGCAGGUUGGCUUAAUUCAACAGAACAUGACACCUGAGCAAAGGAGGGAAAAUUACUCAUGCGAUAUUACUUAUGUCACAAACAGUGAGCUUGGUUUUGAUUAUCUAAGAGAUAACCUUGCAAUGACUGUAGACGAACUUGUUUUGAGGAACUUCAAUUACUGUGUGAUAGAUGAAGUUGAUUCAAUCCUUAUUGAUGAAGCAAGAACACCUCUUAUAAUAUCAGGCCUAGCUGAAAAGCCAAGCGACCGGUAUUACAAAGCAGCAAAAAUAGCUGAAGCUUUUGAGCGAGACAUUCAUUACACGGUGGAUGAAAAGCAAAGAAAUGUUUUACUUACAGAAGAAGGUUAUGCUGAUGCUGAAGAAAUACUGGACAUAAAUGAUCUAUAUGAUCCUCGUGAACAGUGGGCUUCAUAUGUUCUAAAUGCAAUCAAGGCUAAGGAGCUCUUCCUUAAAGAUGUCAAUUACAUUGUUCGUAGCAAGGAAGUGCUUAUUGUAGAUGAGUUUACUGGGAGAGUUAUGCCGGGCAGGCGAUGGAGUGAUGGUCUCCAUCAAGCAAUUGAAGCAAAAGAAGGUGUAACUAUACAAAAUGAAACCAUAACACUCGCAUCAAUAAGUUACCAAAACUUCUUUCUUCAGUUCCCCAAACUCUGUGGGAUGACUGGAACUGCAGCUACAGAGACCCAAGAGUUUGAGAGCAUAUAUAAACUUAAAGUUACUGUUGUUCCAACAAACAAGCCAAUGAUACGGAAGGAUGACUCAGAUGUUGUUUUUAGAGCAACAAAUGGAAAAUGGCGUGCUGUUCUUGUGGAGAUGUCAAGGAUGAAUAAAGUUGGCCGUCCUGUGCUUGUUGGUACCACCAGUGUUGAGCAAAGCGAAUCUUUAUCAGAGCAAUUGCGUGAAGCUGGGAUUCCUCACGAGGUCCUGAAUGCUAAGCCAGAGAAUGUUGAGAGGGAGGCAGAGAUCGUAGCUCAGAGUGGACGCCUUGGUGCUGUGACAAUUGCCACCAAUAUGGCGGGACGUGGAACUGAUAUUAUCCUUGGUGGCAAUGCAGAAUUCAUGGCCAGGUUGAAGUUGCGUGAGAUCCUUAUGCCAAGAGUCGUCAAUCCAAUAGAUGGCGUUAUUGUAUCCAAAAAGCAGAUGCCACCAAGAAAGACAUGGAAGACGAACGAAAGCUUGUUCCCAUGUGAACUUUCAAAAGAAACAUUAUCAUCCGUCAAAGAUACAGUUGAAAUGGCUGUCAAAGAAUGGGGAGAGAAAUCAUUAACUGAACUGGAAGCAGAAGAGCGGUUGUCCUACUCAUGUGAGAAGGGACCAACACGUGAUGAAGUAAUAGCAAAUUUGAGAAAUGCAUUUAUGAAGAUAGCAGACGAAUAUAAAAUUUACACUGAGGAGGAAAAGAAGAAGGUCAUUACAGCAGGUGGGCUUCACGUAGUAGGGACAGAGCGCCAUGAAUCGCGCAGAAUUGACAAUCAGCUCCGUGGUCGAAGUGGAAGGCAAGGGGAUCCUGGAAGCUCUCGCUUCUUUCUUAGUCUCGAGGAUAAUAUUUUCCGGAUCUUUGGAGGUGACAGGAUACAGGGUCUGAUGCAAGCAUUCCGAGUUGAAGAUCUUCCUAUCGAAUCGAAAAUGCUAACAAGGGCUCUAGAUGAAGCACAACGAAAAGUUGAGAACUACUUUUUUGACAUCAGGAAGCAGUUGUUUGAGUAUGAUGAGGUAUUGAAUAGCCAGAGAGAUCGUGUAUAUGCAGAAAGAAGACGUGCUCUUGCAUCUGACAGUCUUGAGUCACUUAUUGUGGAAUACGCUGAAUUGACAAUGGACGACAUAUUAGAGGCUAACAUAGGCCCUGAUACUCCAAAGGAAAAUUGGGACCUGAGCAAACUUAUAGCUAAGCUGCAACAGUAUUGCUAUCUGUUGGAUGACUUGACACCAGAAUUGUUGGAGGGCAAAAGCUCAAGCUAUGAGGAUUUGCGGGAGUACCUCCGUAAGCGAGGGCGUGAAGCUUACUUCCAAAAAACUGAAAUUGUGGAGAAGCAAGCUCCAGGAUUGAUGAAGGAAGCUGAGCGGUUUCUAAUUCUCAGCAAUAUUGAUAGGCUGUGGAAAGAACACCUGCAGGCACUAAAGUUUGUCCAACAAGCUGUUGGUUUAAGGGGUUAUGCCCAACGAGAUCCCCUUAUUGAGUAUAAACUUGAGGGAUAUAAUCUUUUCUUAGACAUGAUGGCUCAAAUCAGGAGGAAUGUUAUUUAUUCUGUAUAUCAGUUCAAACCAGUAGUGAAGAACCAAGAAGAGGAAGCAUCCCAAAAGAAGAUGUCAAAAAAGAAACUGGACAAAGGAGCUAACAAACUUGGUGCUGCCCAAGCUGCGUCAUGA
Molecule: messenger RNA, 5583 nt
Organism: Miscanthus lutarioriparius
Lineage: Eukaryota; Viridiplantae; Streptophyta; Magnoliopsida; Poales; Poaceae
Source: the annotation of a GenBank genome assembly